ACUGCGCUGCGCCCUUGUUGCUGUUGUAAAAAUGAGGAAAUAUCAAACCCGUCAGAAUUUGCCGGGUUCAGCUACUAUGUCCCUAGCUAUACACUCCCCCACCCCCUACCCCAACAUAACCCCAUACCCUACUACCAUGGCCCUCUAUGUUCCCCUCCUAUAAAACCCAAUCUUUAUCUAGGCAAGACCUAACAACAACUUUCUCCAGUUUCUUGUCAAUUCGUUGCUCUUAUUGUUUAUUUGAAAUUUUCUGAGACUCUACAAAACGAGAAAACAAAAUGCAGGUAGUCAAGGAGUCAUCAUCUGGCAUGAGGAUGGUCAGAGAAUCAAGAAUGGAGUCGGUUUACGAGAGGGUUCGCUUUUUGGUCUCGGGUAAUGCGGUAGUUGUUUUCACCAUGAGCGGUUGUUGCAUGUGUCACGUUGUUAAGCAGCUUCUCUUCGGGCUCGGUGUGGGCCCCACGAUCGUCGAGCUCGAUAAGGACGCUGCUGGCAGGGAAAUUCACGCUUUGCUUUUCCAACUUGCGGGGGACGGCCAGCAGCAGCCAGUGCCGGCCGUCUUCGUUGGUGGAAAAUUCUUGGGUGGAAUUGAAACAGUUAUGGCUUGUCAUAUAAAUGGUACCCUUGUUCCUCUUCUUAAAGAAGCCGGAGCGCUCUGGCUUUGAAUUCACUCACUUGAAAUCGUGAAUCCAUUUUUCACUCCAACAAAAUUACUACUUUAUUUAAGGGAGACAAAAGAGUUAGAAUAGUGUCUAAUAUAUUUCUAGAGGCUCAUUUUGUGUUUUCUUUUUCGUUUUUUCGGUUGGGGAGGGAAGGGAAAAAACAGGAAAUUAGAGUUUGUUGUAUUUUAUAAUCACUUGCUCUAUAUAUUAUCUUGGAUUUCAAUAAAUUAUUAUGCUUUUACA
Messenger RNA from Capsicum annuum, 902 nucleotides. RefSeq names its product glutaredoxin-C9-like. The record is from RefSeq and is a predicted model, not a curated record. NCBI's taxonomy places the organism in Eukaryota, Viridiplantae, Streptophyta, Magnoliopsida, Solanales, Solanaceae. The transcript has a single exon. Bases 279 to 662 code for a protein of 127 amino acids.